This is a messenger RNA of Suricata suricatta (meerkat), 1786 nucleotides long. It is a transcript of the gene DCTD, whose product is annotated as dCMP deaminase. The transcript is spliced from 5 exons. Gene Ontology annotation, molecular function: dCMP deaminase activity; zinc ion binding. Gene Ontology annotation, cellular component: cytoplasm. Gene Ontology annotation, biological process: dTMP biosynthetic process; dUMP biosynthetic process. The coding region runs from base 33 to 569 and encodes 178 amino acids. NCBI's taxonomy places the organism in Eukaryota, Metazoa, Chordata, Mammalia, Carnivora, Herpestidae. The record is from RefSeq and is a predicted model, not a curated record.
UUCUCAACUGCUGUUUCCCUUCCAGACCCAGCAUGAGUGAAGUUCCCUGCAAAAAACGUGAUGACUACUUGGAGUGGCCUGAGUAUUUCAUGGCCGUGGCCUUCUUAUCGGCGCAGAGAAGCAAAGAUCCAAAUUCGCAGGUCGGAGCCUGCAUCGUGAACGCGGAAAACAAGAUUGUCGGCAUCGGGUAUAACGGAAUGCCAAAUGGGUGCAGCGAUGAUGCGUUACCUUGGAGUCGGACGGCACAGAGUAGGCUGGAUACCAAAUACCCUUACGUGUGCCAUGCCGAGCUGAAUGCCAUCAUGAACAAAAACUCGGCCGACGUGAAGGGCUGCACCAUGUAUGUCGCCUUGUUCCCAUGUAAUGAAUGCGCUAAGCUCAUCAUCCAGGCAGGUAUAAAAGAAGUUAUUUUCAUAUCUGAUAAGUACCAUGACAGCGAUGAGACGAAAGCGGCACGACUCCUGUUUGAGAUGGCCGGGGUGGCCUUCAGGAAAUUCACACCAAAGUGCAGCAAGAUUGUCAUUGACUUUGAUUCAAUUAACAGCAGACCGAGCCAGAAGCUUCAGUGAGUUACAUCUCAUUAAAUCUCCAAAAGAUUGGGAUUAUUCUCUUCUAAGAAGCCGCUGAUGCCUUUCAUCUUGAAGUCACACUUUAUAAUAGCCAGGACAGCCAAAGUAGACCUCUCACGAAUAGAAAGCCUCACAUCUUCCCGAGUCUCUCUGGUCACAUGGAAUCUGCAUCUGUUUAAACUGUUGAUUGAGGGUGUAAAGUACCGAAGCCUGGGGAUGGCGUGUCGCACAGGCAGGCGUGGGGCGCCUCCGCCGCUGGGGCCCGGCUUGCCGGGAGGCUGGGGCUCUUCUGCAUUUCACGGCUCCUCCUCGCUGCUCCAGGUGCUGGAAGGACCAGUAAGUAAUCGCUGUUGUCUUCCUGGCGGGAUGAUCAGACACACCGGUUUGAACAUCUGGCCCCAGUGAAGCAGAACAUGUAGUGCCCUUGGGAAAAAAACCAACGUGGACCCACAUGACGACAGCUGACGCAGAAGACUUGCUUUAGGGAGUUGAAAGCCCCAUCCACCCACCCCAGGCUCCCAGGCAGAUGGCGCGCCUGUCCUGAGAAGUGAUGGGCACACCUGAGCCCGGGAGACUUCCUUCCUGCUGCCCAUAGUGUAGUGGCACAUUCUUCUUGGGGGCGGGACCCACUUUCAGUGCGGUCAUCACACGGAGCUUCUCCAUUGGCUUCUCUGAAUAAGGAGCUGUUCCUGGAGGAGGCAGCCUGUGUUCCCUCUUCGCCCCCAAGACGGUGCCUGCUGGGGCAUCAGGGCGGCGGGGACCGAGGUGGUGCGCGCACCUGCUUCUUCGCUGCUCCACCCGUGCCAACAUGGGUCAUGUCCAAGGCUGCUCCCCAACCAGGGAAGAAAUUCAUUCCUACCCUGGAAGUGAGAUGGGAGGACAUCCAGCCUGCCUCGAGACGGUUUAUUCCAGACCUCCUGGUACCUGGCAGUGCCUCUCUGCUUCCUGGCGCCCCCCCUUCUGCGGCCUGUCCCCCAGGGUCUGCGGCUUGGGAGCGUGGCUGUGUGCCUUGUCUUUUCUCUCCCUUAGUUUUUAUUAACCGGGCACACUAGCUUUGUUGAGAAAAAUGGGUCCUCAAUCCUGAAGAUUAUUACCGUUUUCUAGCACUUAUGUUUCCAUGAGUUUUUAUUUUGUCUCUGAGGUUUCAUACUCUGUGUUCUAAGACAUUUUUGUAACUUGGCUCCUUACCAAUAUUAUUAAAAUCUUAUUGAAAUCCA